This is a messenger RNA of Lynx canadensis (Canada lynx), 1583 nucleotides long. RefSeq names its product cilia and flagella associated protein 77 (gene CFAP77). The coding region runs from base 1 to 852 and encodes 283 amino acids. Lineage: Eukaryota; Metazoa; Chordata; Mammalia; Carnivora; Felidae. The record is from RefSeq and is a predicted model, not a curated record. The transcript has 6 exons.
AUGCCAGAGGCCCAGAGCUCCCGCCAGGACCCCAGGCGACGGAAGAAGAAGCAGCCGGUGCGCCGCACGGUCAGCCAGAUCUGCCCGCCCCCGCGGCGGCCCCUGACCGUGGCCGACAUCCGGCCGGGCAUGGAGAACGAGAGGCUGGGGGUCGUGCGGGAUUCCAUGUUUCAGAACCCGCUCAUCGUCAAGGCUGAACUUGGGAAGCCCCGAGAAAGAAGUUACACUCUGCCUGGAAUCGAUUUCAGUUACGGGCUCUACGUCCGCGGGCUGGAUGGAGGGGUCCCCGAAGCCCUUGGACACUGGAGUGUGUUUAGGCAGCAGCCCACGUGCCCCCACGAGCUGACCCGGAACUACAUUGCCAUGAAUCGCGGGGCGGUGAAAGCCGGCCUGGUGACCGCUCGGGAGAAUUUCCUCUACCGCCAGCUCAACGACAUCCGCAUCAGUGACCAGGAUGACCGGCACGUCCAGAAGGAAAUGCCCUCCCUCCCUCCAAACAUGACGUUUGGGGUCGUGGCACGGCCUUCUACCCCUUUCUUUGACCUGCUGCAGCACCGGUAUCAGCAGCUCUGGGUGCAGGAACAAAAGGCCACCCAGAAAGCCAUUAAACUGGAGAAAAAGCACAAGGUGGUCCUGGGGAAGCUGUAUGAGACCCGGAGCAGUCAGGUGCGAAAGUACAAGCCGCCCGUGAAGCUGGACGCCCUCUGGCAUAUGCCUCAAUUCCAGAAGGUGCCCCCCCAUCUUGAUACUUUCUUCACCGAGGCGGACCGCCAGAGAGCAGUCAAAGCCCACCAGGAAGAGCACGCGGUGCGCCAGGGGACCCUGCGGAUGGGCAACUACACCCACCCCUAAAGCUUUCUUGACACGGUAGAAAACUCCCGAAGGACUCACCUUCCUCGCCCCAGCUCGCGCUAGACUCCCCCCCCCCCCAUUUUUACGUGGCUUCUGCUUUGGCAAGGACCUCAGACUCAGGUCGUAGGUGGCCAAUCCUUCUCAGGUCAGCCAAUACUUACUCACCACCCCCCCCCAACCCUCAACCUAGGGAUUCCCCCUCCUCCAGGAACCCACCCACCCUCGGUUCUCGAGCCCUCACCUGAUAAGCCCGAAUGACAAGGCAGAUGUUAGACCCCGAGCUAAGGGUCGGUUCGUACGCUCUGCCCAUUGAGCGAUAAGAACAACCUGUGUAUUUCCUGCAGAAAGUGUGACAGUAACGUGCUUGAAAAGCCCUCAUUUUAUAUUCUGAACACGAGUGUAACUGUUCUUUGGGGGAUGCCUGAUGUCUCACCAUGCCGGUAUUCUCUCUCUGGGGCCCCUGGCAGUGAAUGGGAAGAGCCCGUGCUCCUGACUCAGGGCCUCCCCCCGACGCCCUCCACGCCGGGGACCUGUCAAUCACACACACAGGCCAACACAGGCUUCUCCAGCCAGGCCGACCUUGGAAGGGCAACCCCGGCCCAAAGGAGACAGUCUUCCGGGCCAGUAGGUGGGCUGAUGAUGCACGGGCUGAGGACUCCUGAGUUCGGCCAAACUCCUGCGUGCUUCUGACCCCAAUCUCUCCGCGUGUUCUUGCCUUCUCCCCACAAAUC